Molecule: messenger RNA, 1323 nt
Organism: Cercopithifilaria johnstoni
Lineage: Eukaryota; Metazoa; Nematoda; Chromadorea; Rhabditida; Onchocercidae
Source: the annotation of a GenBank genome assembly
AUGAAACUUAUUGAAAUAAUUUGUCUCUCAGUUCUGAAUUUUAAUCAAGUUGAUUCUACUAACAUAUCACAAGUAGAAUUAUUAGCGAGAUGUCCGAGGUAUGAAAUUAGUCUUACAAAGGUGGAUUAUUCAUUCGGUCUCAUAGAUCCAUUCUAUAGUUUUGUUCAAAAUAUAUACCACAAUGUACAGUUAAAUAUGAACGAUUGUUAUCGAAAGAAAUUAGUAAACAUAAUAUUAUCAUCGAAUAAUCAUUUCCUGACUGAUUAUAUCCAUCAUCUUCUGCUGAAACAACCAUGGAUAAUAACACUGUUAAUAUUAAGCGUACUAUAUAUUAUAAUAGUACCGAUUUGUGGUAUUUUAUUUUUUUGUGAUUUAUGCACUUGUGCAACUGCUAGUUCCAUCUCUUCUUCGAAAAUUUUAACAAUUACCGGAGAGAGCAAAUCAUCAAAAUAUCUAUUCGCUUUGAAUCUAACAAUGAUGACGAUAGUGUUGAUGGUAAUUUUGAUACUAACGGUUGUUUAUAUCAAGAGUGUUAGUUAUGCUGUUAUCGGAACAGAUAGAAUUCAUCAAUCAAUGGAUGGUAUUUAUACAGACAUCAAUUUUCUCAUCAUUUCUACAUCCAAUGAUUUAACCUGUAAGCUAAACAAAACGCUAAGAAAAUUAUCUGCUGGAAUCAAUGAUACCAUUCAACAAUUCCCUAAUAGAACAAUUAAAGCACUUCAACAAGAUUGUCCGAUUGCAACACUACCAAUGGUGAUUGAAAGAUUUGAAAUCAAAAAUGUUACUCAUUUCAUUAAUGAUGUAAUAUUGUCGAUUAAAUCAACGAAAUUAUUGGCAAGUAAAUUACCAAAUUCUAUAUACCGGCAAUCAUCUAUGCAAAAUAUGAAUAGUACAUUGGAAAGGAUUGAAAAUCGUUUGGCAACUUUAUUGCAGCAAUACAACGAUAUAUUUAAAAUAGCAAAUAAUACACGAAACAAUGUUGAAUUUUUGUUGGACAAUAUCACCGGAAAGGUUAUUUAUUUUUAUUCAAAUUUUGAAAUUGCAUUUAAAUUUAAAAACGAAUGUGAUCGAAAUCGUUCAAAGCAACAAGGAUACUGGAGAUGUGCCGGUGUAUGGUCUUUACAUGCCGCUGGAGCAGCAUUUUUCACCGGCUGGAUCAUGAUGUUAAUUGCAAGCAUAACAUUCUUGGGUGCCUUUGGUGUGGAAACUAUUUGUCAACCAUUUUUUCGAGAUGAACAAAUGCAUUUGUAUCGUUCACCAUAUUUCAACAGUGCUAUUGCACAUCUUAUCAAUUUCUCUGAAUCAUCCGUUGGUAUCGGGUGA